UAUCGUCCUACCAUGCAUGCAAACAUGCUAGUAACAGAAACAUACAUUGUGUCGUUUAAAGCGCAGCACAGCAACAGAGCGUGGGUCGCCUGACUUCGUCAAGUUAAACUAGCGCAGACAGCUAACUAAGCGACUUGUGAAAACAUGGUGAGUGAAAACCAAUUCAACCAGCGAAGUGCCAUUUUGAACGCUGUCGUGUUGUGUGCGACCAACAGUAUUUCAGGGAAGGCGGGACUACAGGUCGCACUACCUUGCUGGCUGGAAGUUCCAACAGUGUAAUGUGACAGUGUGAUGAACUUGUUUAUGAAACACACUUGACGAUAGUCGGCCUGAGAGAAACAGCCAGAGAGUUACCGCAGGUUUCUGUUGGUUCUAUUGCGUUGACUGGACACACACACACGUGGAUUUAACCUGCGAAGAUGAUUUAAAGCCCUGACCAUGCUGUAAGAAGAUGCUGUCACUUUUGUAUCAGCAGGGAUGGGUCAGGCAUUGUGGAGGCUGCCUCCCAGACAACAGCAGCAGCUUCAAGAAGAGCUAGCUGACCGACUGGCUGAACAAGGAGGAGGAAGACGAGAGCAAGGAGAGGAUGGAGGUCCCCAGAGGAGAGCUCCUCCACACUGUUACGGCCCUGACAUCUACCAUCUGCUGAGGACAUGCAGGGGAGCUCAUGAGCAGCGUGGUUUUAUAGAUUUGGAGAUGCUGCCACCUGAAUUAGGCAUCACCAUACUGUCAUAUUUGAAUGCUACUGAUCUGUGCCUGGCUGGCUGUGUGUGGCAGGGCCUGGGAAAAGACGAGUAUCUAUGGCAGGGACUUUGUAAGUCCACAUGGGGACACUGCUCCAUAUACAACAGAAGACUACCUGCUGGUUACUCUUACAGAAGACUAUACCUACAACUAGAUGAAGGCAGCCUAACAUUCAAUGCCAACCCACAGGAGGGUAUCAGUUAUUUUAUGUCUAAAGGUAUACUACGUGACCAUCCAACCGAGCUGGCUAAGUUCAUCUUCUACACCAGACGGCUCAACUGGAAGAUGCUAAGAAAUUAUCUGGAUGAGAGGCGGGAUGUCCUGGACGAGUUGGUGACCCUCCAUAAUUUCAGUAACCAGUUCCUCCCCAAUGCUCUGCGGGAUUUCUUCAGACACAUCCAUGCACCAGAGGAAAGAGGAGAAUAUCUGGAAACUCUCAUCACGAAGUUCAGCCACAGAUUUUGUACCUGUAAUCCAGUUCUUGUCCGAGAACUGGGCCUCAGCCCUGAUGCUGUCUAUGUACUGUGCUACAGUCUGAUCCUGCUGUCCAUCGACCUGACCAGCCCCCAUGUCAAAAACAAAAUGUCGAAGAGGGAGUUUAUCAGGAACACUCGCCGAGCAGCACAUAAUGUCUCAGAUGACUUUGUUGGCCACCUCUAUGACAAUAUAUAUCUGAUUGGCCAUGUGGCUGCAUAGCUGCACCAACCAGCGGCCCAGUAUACAUCCUCAUACUGCACUGAAUCACAGGAAGUGGUGAUUGGGACCCUAUACAUGUCUGGAAAGUAUGGAACACUGUGGAACUGGAAUUUUCAUGUCCUUUGAAGAAUGUAACAAUAAAUAAAUCUUAUUUAAAUAUUAGUAAAACAAAGAAAAUUCUCUGCUACACUGUGAGACUAUGACUGUGCUACCAAAUAUUAGUGAUGUUAUUAGCGUAAAAUUACAGGUCUAACAUCAUCUAAAUGUCUUUAAAAGUGAAGAAUGAGGCCGUAUCAAGAGGACGAACUCUGCUACUGCACUGACACAUGGGGACUAAUGAUUGGUGAAGGGUCUAGGAGGAAGGGGAGAACUUCCCUUCGGCUGGUCACAGAUGCUGGAGGAGUUGUGCUGAUUUCCAAUUGGACAGGAGUAGUUUCUCAUUCACUGGUAGGAUAAAGACUGGUCCACCUAUUCUUGUGGGAAGUGAAACAAAGGACCCAGGCUAGCAUAAGAUCAGUCACUAGUAAAGUAUUUACCAGUGUAACCUCUGACAAAGUGUGACUGUGGUCAUAACCAGAAUGUCCAUGUAUCAAGAUUCAACUAGAACAUUUUUUCAUUUUCAUCCUACAUCUCAUACUUUUUCCUUGUGUUUUAAAUUGCUUGUCUAAUGAGUGUCACAAAUUCAUAAGGGGGUGUAUGCAUAGGAAAUCUGAUCACUUGUGGACAGGCUGCAUUCAUAAAAAUGUUUUGAAAAAGAAUGAAAAGAAGACUUUCUAGUUCUGCUGUUGAACUAGAACAUCUUCUAGAAAUGAACAAACCAGAAAUCAGCAGAGGCAGUAGUGGUGUUUGCAGACUCCAAAGCAUUACAAAUUAGAUGUUAUCAAAGCAGAGAUCUACUGUGAGACAAAAGCAGAGGAACUAAUUUGACAUGAAGUGAGUUAAUGAAUUAGAAAGCAGACCAUGCCUAUUAUGAGAGGCCGAACUGUACAAGUUCCCUUGACAGAAAUACAAAAUCUAUGACUCCAUUUACACCUGGCAUUAAAAUGUUCAUGAUAUGGUUUUAACCUGAUUACAUUUACAAGUCAAAUCCUUUGGUUUGUGCUGGUCAAAAAAACAAUUUCAAAAAUGAAGAAUAGAAGAAGAUGAUUGCACUCAAUUUAGGUGUCAUUGUAUUUUCCUGCUUUUCGAUUGGUCUUGGCUACACUCCAUUCAUGGGUGUCUUGAAUAAUGUGAUUUGGAACAGUCUCAUAUGGUCAUUAUUUUAACCCAUGUUGUUAGACUGAUAACACAUUUACACUCAUGUUUAAUGUGGUCACAAUACAACCCUAAGCACCUCCUCAGGUGGUUUGACUGAUCACGGUCAAGAUCUAUCUGACGGCAAUCUGAUCACCCAAAACACAUUUUAACACCAGGUGUCAAUUGGACAUUAAACACCUCAGUGGCAAGCCAUGAUGGUAAAAUGGUAAAUGGAGAAACUAACUUUGCAUCACAUGUUUUAGUUGUUUAUUUUAUAAUAUUUAAGUUUAUAUAUAAUAUAUAUGGGUAUAAUAUUAAUGCUUCAAAUUUAUUCAGAUUGUGUUUCAGUUCAGUUAAUUUUUUUUUCAGCAAGCCAUUCCAUGAGAUUGGCUCUAGAGUUGGAUAAAAAUGUUGGCUGAAGUCAAAUGUGCAGUAUUUGUGAUUCAUUAAUUUACUGUGUCAAAAAAAAAGAAGCUAUAAUUUCAUAUUUUUGCCAAAUGUUCAAGUGCCAAAGUCAAAAGCUUCAUUUCAUAAAAACCCAGUCACUGCUUCCCUGACAUAAUAGAAUAAUCCAUCAUUUUGACUUAGACAAUCAGUUUUAUAAUGACUUCACAACACCACUUCAGAUGUGAUAGGGACAUUCUUCAAGGAAUGAUGAGGACUGCAUGUUUAAUUUAGCAAUUAUAACUAACAGUCCUUGAUAAAAUAGUUAAAUUUAACACCAAACUGAAAUGAAAAGUAAUAGAACAAAAGGGUGUUAUUUAAAUGCUGAUUAUAUUUGUUAUUGGAUGUUGAAAUUGUGCAGGACAACACUACAGUUGAGAAGAUGUGGUGUAAAUCAGCCUAAUAAUGAUUUCCAUAAGAUCCCGAUAUAGUAUUGUCCCUCUGCCAGCAGCUAGCAUGUCACAAUGGCAACUAAAUGUAUAUAGCAGAGACAGGAUGGCAUUGAGGCGGUUUUAUAAUUAAACCUAAUUACCAGGGUAUAUAUCAUCACCUAGAUUGCAAGUUGCAAGACCAAAAUGUACAACUUUUUUAUUUGUCCUUUUGUAAGUAAAUAGAUUCUAAACUUUUCCCAGUUUGGGAUUAAUGACAUUUUUCUUAUCUUAGUUUAUCUUACCAUGGCUUAACUUCUAAUUCAUUAAAAUGUAUUUCAUUGAAGAUUAAUCAUUGCUGACACUGAUUUCAAAUUGAAACUUUAGUGUUCGCUUUCAAUUUUGAAGGAAGCCCACAUCCUGUAAAUAUUUGACGUAUUAAAUCUGGGCUUGACAGUAUUGACAAAUUGUAAUCAGUCACCUUUUCUAUUGAUUAAUUAAUUGAUGAUGGUAGAGCUAUAGCUUAUCACUAAUGCUAAAAUAACAUUAUUUAAUGAUAUUAAUUUGUACACUUUUUAUAUAGUAAUUAAAAUAAUAAUAUAAUAGUUAAACUUUAUGGAUGUAAAUAACUAUUUGUAAAGAAUCAGAUGAAAAAUAUGAAUUUAAAAUCAGAUAAAAUGUUUCAAUGAAAGCACACUGACAGAAUGUGUUUAUCUGAUCCAAGUCAUUAAUCAGUAGUGUUAAUGACUUCAACUUUGAUGAUUUCAAGUCCUGCAACCUAAGUAACCAUAGAGUAGCUUGUUAUCACGCUCCAUCCAAACCAUAGGAUUGUUUUCUUAAUUUAUUUCCUUAACAAUGGCAGGCGAUAUGACACAUAAAAUCCUUUUAUAUGUGCGAUUAAUUUGCAUGCUGUUAAUGUUUUUCGAACUUGUAUCCAGUCAAUGCUUAUAAAUCAGUAAUGGGAUUUUGCUGAGCGAUGUUAAGUAGCAAAUUAAUUGCACAUAAAAUAUUGGUUCUAGAACAUAUAUUGGGCCUCCAAAGACCCUAAGGUUCAGGGAGUGAAUCAUGGUUGGGGCUAAAAUUAGUACUCUGAAAGGUGAGGGGACCCUUGUCGUCAUGGUAACAAUAAUAACUGCAGCUACUCUGUUGUUUUGUCACUUGAACACAAAUCUAUCUAUUGCUGAAACAACUGAUGCUGUCCUACACAACACCACUAGAGGUCAGUCAGUCAGUCAUAUUUAGCUGUUCCAUGAACUAUCAAAUGUAGGUUGUAUUAAAUGUCUUAUACAAAUGACUUGUGGAGUCAUUUUGAUGAUGAAAUGUUAUGCAGACCAUACCAAUGUUCUUUUUAGAGUGUAAGGUUUGGGUUAGGUUGGGGUAAGGUUAGGUGUUUAAUUAUGAUGAUUAAGAUUAAGGUUAUGGGGAUAGUAAGUCAAUGAAUGUGUCCAAAGUUAUAAGGAAACAAAAAUGUGUGUGUAUGUGUGAGAGUGAGAGCAUAUGCAUAUUUGAGAUCAAACAGGCAAAAGAGUAAAUCAUCUCCAGACACAA
This is a messenger RNA of Hippoglossus stenolepis (Pacific halibut), 5036 nucleotides long. RefSeq names its product F-box protein 8 (gene fbxo8). Lineage: Eukaryota; Metazoa; Chordata; Actinopteri; Pleuronectiformes; Pleuronectidae. The record is from RefSeq and is a predicted model, not a curated record. The transcript has 8 exons. The coding region runs from base 478 to 1440 and encodes 320 amino acids. Gene Ontology annotation, biological process: regulation of ARF protein signal transduction. Gene Ontology annotation, molecular function: protein binding; guanyl-nucleotide exchange factor activity.